UUCCUCUUCCGGAUGACUCAUGGAAGGAAGGUGGAGUGCAGAGAGGCUUUUGUGUUCUUCCCAGGAUCAAAGCAGCAGCUGGAAGACAAAGAGGAAGGCAAUAAGAGCGCUCUGGACAACUGAGGAUAACAAGCAACAUUGAAUAUCAAAGCAAGUCAGUCGAGAAAUCAAAAUAUUUCCAAUUUCCUUCCGAGAGCCACACAAUUCUUCACAUUCCUCAGCAGGUGAAAGAGAAACAAGAGAACAUCAAGGAGUUAUUUCUAGCUGGGAAAAGUAAAGGGUGAAAUUCAAGCAUACGUUAUAUGAAAAGUGAAGGGCAAUAAUUUUUCCAUUCAGGAAAAGAGGGAAGUGAAAAAGUCAAUGGGGAGGUAAAGGUCAAUUGGAAAGCCAUGUAGAGCAGACCGUGUUGCAGGCCUCACUCUGGGAGGAAGAAAAUCACCACUAAAUCAAAGCACUACUAAACAAGGGAUCAUCCACAUUUUUGGCCUUCUCAGUAAUAUGAGUUGUGGAAAAUCUCCAUAUACACACCAGUUGUGGGAAAGAUACAACUUGCAAAUCAUAGUUGAUUAUGCCUGAGAGGAUCUAGACUGGAGAAAAGCCUUAAAUAUACUCUGCGGCAAAACCUUUGAUCAGAACAAAUUCGUUUUGUUUAAUGGAAGGAUCCACACAGGAAAGAAGCUCUACAAGUGCUCCCAAUGGGGUAAAUGCUUUAGCGAGCGUGACAACAUGGACUCAUACCAAGGAGAAACCCUUUGAAUGUUCUGAUUGUGGGAAAUGUUUUAUUCAGAAUUCCAGCCUGGUUCAACAUCAGAGGAUUCACACAGGAGAGACACCCUUUCAAUGUCCUGAUUGUGGUAAAGGUUUCAGUAUCAAUUCCAACCUGGUUCAACACCAGAGGAUUCACACAGGAGAGAAACCCUUUGAAUGUCCUGUUUGUGGGAAAAGUUUCAAUCACAAUUCCAGCCUCGUGAAACACCAGAAGACUCACACAGGAGAGAAACUGUAUGAAUGUCCUGUUUGUGGGGAAAGUUUCAGUCAGAAUUCCCACCUCAUGAAGCACCAGAUGACUCACACAGGAGAAAAGCCCUUUGAAUGUCCUGACUGUGGGAAAAGUUUCAGUCAGAAUUCCAACCUGGUUCAGCACCAGAGGAUUCACACAGGAGAGAAACCGUAUGAAUGUCCUGUUUGUGGAAAAAAUUUCAGUCGGAGUUCCUACCUCAUGAAGCACCAGAGGACUCACACAGGAGAAAAGCCCUUUGAAUGUCCUGACUGUGGGAAAAGUUUCAGUGAGAAUGCGAGCGUUAUUUGCCACCAGAGGAUUCACACAGGAGAGAAACCGUAUGAAUGUCCUGUUUGUGGGAAAAGUUUCAAUCACAAUUCCAGCUUCGUGAAACACCAGAGGAUUCACACAGGAGAGAAACCGUAUGAAUGUCCUGUUUGUGGGGAAAGUUUCAGUCAGAAUUCCAACCUCAUAAAGCACCAGAGGACUCACACAGGAGAAAAGCCCUUUGAAUGUCCUGAUUGUGGUAAAAGUUUCAGUACCAAUUCCAGCCUGGUUCAGCACCAGAGGAUUCACACAGGAGAGAAACCGUAUGAAUGUCCUGUUUGUGGAAAAAGUUUCAGUCAGAAUUCCCACCUCAUGAAGCACCAGAGGACUCACACAUGAGAAAAGCUCUUUGAAUGUCCUGACUGUGGGAAAGGUUUCAAUCACAAUUCCAGCCUCGUGAAACACCAAAGGACUCACACAGGAGAGAAACCGUAUGAAUGUCCUGUUUGUGGGGAAAGUUUCAGUCAGAAUUCCCAC
Thamnophis elegans (Western terrestrial garter snake) is the source of this 1804-nucleotide messenger RNA. RefSeq names its product zinc finger protein OZF-like. Bases 653 to 1666 code for a protein of 337 amino acids. NCBI's taxonomy places the organism in Eukaryota, Metazoa, Chordata, Lepidosauria, Squamata, Natricidae. The transcript is spliced from 2 exons. The record is from RefSeq and is a predicted model, not a curated record.